GUCCGCUGAAUGGGCCAAUAGCGUUGCGAGUCGUGGUGCUCGCUCUCAGGAAUGCAUUUCGUCAACAAACCUGAGCUUGCGGCGUCAUAUCAGCUGGAGCUGUCAGCACCACUCCGCAGUGUCCCUGGCUUCUUUGGUGACCCAGGUGCCCAACAAAAGAAGCCCCAAAGCAGUCAUGGCCACGGCGCAGUGCGUGUUGCUGCUCGCCUUUCAUAUCUUGCUCAUCUCCGAGUUCAUCUUAGCCAAGAGGGACUACUACGACAUCCUGGGGGUGCCCAAGGACGCCUCGGAGCGCCAGAUCAAGAAAGCCUUCCAUAAGCUGGCACUCAAGCACCACCCGGACCGAAAUAAGGGUCCGGACGCCGAGGCCAAGUUCAGAGAAAUAGCUGAGGCGUACGAGACAUUAUCAGAUGAUAAGAGACGACGAGAGUACGACCAGUUCGGCCGCGGCCAGACGGCGCACGGAGGAAAUGCAAAUCACAACUUCCGGCAGCACCACCGCUCGUUCAACAUGGACGACAUCUUCAAGGACUUUGACUUUUUCGGUCAGCAGCAGCAGCAGCAGCAGCAACACUUCCACACCCAUCAUCAUCAAGCGCACCAGAGGUUCUUCCACGAGGCCUCGGGGAACCAACAGAGGCGUACCUUUGGAGGAGGAGGGGGACUGUUUGAUGACAUGUUUGAGGACUUGGAGAAGAUGUUCUCCUUUAACGCUCACACUACCAGGAAUGACGGCAGAUUCCAAAGUUCUACCAAGCAGCACUGCAGGACAGUGACGCAAAGGAGGGGCAACAUGGUGACGACCUUCACAGAGUGCUCCUGAAAGAGGGAGUGGGGAGCUGGUGGGUUUAGUGUGGCAAUUUAUCACGUGGUUUUGGGUGACUUUCACUAUGAGAUUUGUAUUCAAGGAACAAAGUGGGAUUUCAGUCACUUCCAAUUAGGUCAGCUUGUUUACUUGCUCAGGAAUCGACAGAAGCUCGUGCAAUCUUAGCUUCAACAAGCUGCACUGGGCUCUUUGUAUUUGAACAAGCCAGGACUGAAAAAAGAUCCAUUUGAAUGACGAGAGGAGGGGAAAAAAAACAAACAAAAAAACAAGCACUUAUGCAAUAUUUUGCUGGAGAUAUUUUCCAAUAUUUUCAUGUUUAAAAACUCAAAAAAACCUCAAGCUGAUCAUGUGCAAUAUUCAGCGCGUUUUGCUUUUCAUGUUGCCUAUUCUGCACAGACAGUGCUGUCUUAAUAAUCUCUGCACUUUUGAGUGUGUGCGUGUGUGAGAGUGUGUGUGUGUAUUGGAAGAUGUUUGAAAAUGGAAUAAAGUUGCAACAGGAUGCGGCUCUUUA
Messenger RNA from Syngnathus typhle (broad-nosed pipefish), 1337 nucleotides. RefSeq names its product DnaJ heat shock protein family (Hsp40) member B9b (gene dnajb9b). The transcript is spliced from 3 exons. The coding region runs from base 176 to 823 and encodes 215 amino acids. Gene Ontology annotation, cellular component: endoplasmic reticulum. Gene Ontology annotation, molecular function: misfolded protein binding; protein-folding chaperone binding. NCBI's taxonomy places the organism in Eukaryota, Metazoa, Chordata, Actinopteri, Syngnathiformes, Syngnathidae. The record is from RefSeq and is a predicted model, not a curated record.